GCUAUUAAUAAAAAAAAUUUGAAGGAGAUUCAUCCAUCCAGUAUCUGGUGAGAGCAUUUUCAAUGUAACGUGAAAAUGGUCGUCUGACCAACUUUGAAGUGCCAUAUCUCGGACAUGCUGUCGACUUGGGCAAAGUUUUAAGGACGUAAAUGUAGGGCAGAAUAAGAACUAUCAUAUAAGCUGUAGAAAUAAUUUUUGGAAAAAUUUUCCAUUUCUGGCCCAUAGUGUACUGUCGCAAGUCAGUUUUUGCCAAAAAAUUACGUUAUUCGGGAUGAUUCCUUUAAUUCGAGUGAUUAGACCAGUCAGGGCUUUAAUUGGAUGUAAUUAUACUACAUCUAGUGAUCAAUUGUCUAAAUUAGGACAUAAUGUUGAUCCUUCUGAACUUUUGAGUGACGAGGAAAUUGAAUUUGAGGUUGAAGAAGUGAGGAUAGCAGCACCUUAUGGUGGCCAUAUUGCUGGCAAAUGGUGGGGUGAUAAGUCACAAAAACCGUUUUUAAUGCUGCAUGGAUGGCAAGAUAAUGCAGGAACUUUUGAUCGAUUGAUUCCGUUACUGCCUAAGCAAUUCAGUUAUCUAGCUAUAGAUCUUCCUGGUCAUGGAUUAAGCAGUCAAAUUCCAAACGGCAUGCAAUAUCAUACAAUUGAUAAGCUUCAUACACUUAAUUAUGUUUUAAAAGAAUACAACUGGGACAGAAUAUCACUUAUUGGACAUAGCUUAGGAUCUGUUAUAAGCUUUAUGUUUACUUCUGUGUUUCCAUCUAAAGUUGACUUUAUAGUCGGUAUUGAUGCACUUAAACCAAUGGCUUUUGAUUCUAAUAAGGUUGCACACAUGUUUGAGGAGAAAAUUGAAGAUUUUAUGAUAGCUGACAUGAGGAAUCAAGAAAAAUCUGAGCCGCCAGCAUAUCCAAUUGAAGAAAUGGUUGAUAAGAUGGUUCAAGCAACCAGAGGAAGUGUAACUAAAGAAGCAGCACGAUUUUUACUUAAAAGGAACAUUAAGCAUUCCGUAAAACAUCCAGGAAAGUUUUAUUUCGCACGUGACAAUCGACUUAAACAUAAUUUUAGUCCAAGUUUCUCUCAAGAUUUGUCUAUUGAGUUAGCCAAGAGAAUCAACUGCCCAUAUAUGUUCAUUAAAGCCAAACACAGUCCUUACUAUGAAAAGAAGGAAUAUCACGAAGAAGUUAUUGAAGUUUUAAAGCACAACAAGAAUUUUGAGUAUCAUUUGGUUGACUCUACGCAUCACUUGCACUUAACUGAGCCUGAAAAAGUUGCUGGACUUAUUAGCAAGUUCAUCUGUAAGCAUAAAAAGUGCUCUAGUCCAGCUUGAUACUGGAACAUAUUUCCGUUACUUUUCAAAUAUUUUCGCUGGAAUUGAUCAAAAAUGCCAAUUAAAUAAAUUCCAUCUAUGACCACAAUACCUGAAAUUAAUCUAUAGAUUUUUAUAAAUAUUGUAAGAAGUUUUUGAAAUAAAAAUGAAAGCAUUGGUGAAAGGACCUAGACGGAUUUAUAAAUUCUUUUAUUCCAAUCCUAAUGCAAGGAAGCAACGACCGAAUCAGGAACCGGAACCUUACGAUCUCUUAAGUGACCAAGAAAUUGAGUGCGAGGUUGAGGAUGUUACAAUUCCACUGCCAUUUGGAGGUAAUCUCAGUGCAAAAUGGUGGGGUCCAAAGUCUAUUCGGUAAGUUACGACAAAAAUUAUGAAAUAAACUUUAUCGCACUGCCAACUUCAUUUUUCAAGGCCAAUCGUAUGUAUUCAUGGAUGGCAAGAUAAUGCUGGGACCUUUGAUCGUUUGAUUCCGUUAUUACCAAAAGAAUUUUCUUAUCUGGCUAUUGACCUUCCAGGUCAUGGAUUAAGUGAUUUUAUCGGGCCGGGCAUGCAGUAUCAUAAUAUUGUUGACAACUUGUAUGUUCUUAAUCAUCUAAUGAAAGAAUACAAUUGGGAUAAAAUCUCAUUGAUCGGCCAUAGUAUGGGAUCUGUAUUAAGCUUUACGUUCUCAUCAGUAUUUCCUCACAAAACUGACUUUGUUAUUGGAAUUGAUGCUUUAAAGCCAGCAGUUUAUAAUCCAGUAUUAGUAGCAAAGUUCCUAGGAGAUCGAGUUGAAAACUUUAUGAUUGCUGACAAACGGAAUCAAGAGAAAUCGGAACCUCCUGCAUAUACUUUAGAAGAAAUGGUCGAAAGAGUAGUUGAAGGAACUCAAGGAAGUGUUGACAAGAACUCAGCACCAUACUUACUUAAAAGGAAUAUAAUGGUUGUUAUAACAACUUUAACAUUACUAUUAAUGAAUUCGCCAAUUAAGUCUAAGUAACUUUUUUAGUGCUUGCUCAGCCUGUGUAACUUCUUUUUUUAAUGCAUUCCUUUCUUGCGUCUCAUACCGUUGUUGUAACAAGUCCUCAAGCUUAUUACUUGCUUUUACUACAUCCAUUUUUAAUUUCUCAUAGCAAUUUCGUGUUUCAAUAUUAAAAGAACCAGUCUCAAUAAGUGUUAAUAUUUUAGUUUCUAAGCAAUAAUCUGUGAAAGUUGUAAGAAGCUUGUGUCGUUGAGAGUUAUACCGCAUCACCUCAUACAUUCCAUCAAAGUAUCUUAAACAUCUGCUUAAUAAAUUGUCACAAGCGACAUUUUGAGUUGAAACAAUUAAUAUCUUGAAUUCUUUCAAGUCAGGAUAAAAGCUCUCAUGGCGUUUUGCUAUUUCGCAUGCUACUUGCGACUUUCCUGUGCCUGGUGCUCCUUGGAUUAUAGUGAAAUAAUUAUUCAGGGCGCUACAUAUCGCAUUUUCCUGUUCAUCACCAUCAAUCUUUUUAUAAAAUUUUUCGGACUUGUUCAGUUGCAUUUUUAAUGCAUUUCCAAUGUUGGAGGGGAAUCUAGGUGUUCCAUCUUUGAGUUUAUUCGUAAAAAAUUGUUUGAUGCCCAAUUCUCUUGAUUGGUAAGAUCCGGUUUCACAUUUAACACCAAAAUACUUGUAUCUAUCUGGAAUGUUGCGUUCAUUUGUGUUUGUAGUUAAGCUUGCUUUUAUUCUCAUCGUUUCACUCAAUCGUACUUCGUGUACCAGGAAGUGCAAAAAAUUUGUGUCGUUGUCGUAUUUUGUAGCAUAGACGGUACAGCCUUUUUGAAUGUUAAGGAAGCUCUGUGCAUUGAUUUCGAAAAUGUAGAAUUUUCCGUCAUGUAAAUCCACAAUUUUGAUAGAUGAAAUAGGUUCUCGUACAACUCUUGACAAUCUUUCACUUUCGUUUAUCUCAUUUUUAAUGAUGAAAAGAUUUUCGAAAUAUAACUUGUUGUCUAGAACACUUAAUUUGUUUGGAUCGAAAGCGUUGCCAUUCUUUGGCUGUUCCCGCACGUCUCUGUACCUAAUGUAACACAAUAAAAAAUUAAAUAGUAUAUUGUAAUAAACAAAAAAUUUUAAUAACACUUACAUAUUCAUGACGCUGAUCAACAAAUGUAAUAUCUCGAUUGACGCAGAAAUUACUAAUUAAUGAAUGAAUGAACCACCAAUGAGAUGUUUCCUUUGUUGUCCACUACUGAAAUUGAAGAGAAAAAUAUAUUAAUUAAUUAAUUAGCAAUUACUGUAAAUAAAUCUAUUAUAAAAAUACUUACAUUUAUCCUUUUUAUAAUUAUUUUAAUUAAUAUCUCGAGUUAUCGCACGCACGCGUUAUCAAGAAAGAAAUGGUCAAUUCCACGUAUAAGUGAAUGAAUCUGGAAAAUAAUUAAUUGAAGGUUAUUUAUGGGUUAUGUUUUUUUUUUUUAAUUUUUAAAUGUUUUCUUACGUUACUUGCUUGCCAAGGUGCAGAUUAAAUUACUAAUUGGAGAUGGAUCAACAAUUGUAAUAUCUCGACGGAAGCAGAAAUUUGCUAAAAUAUGAAUGAAUGAACCACCAAUGAGAUGUUUCCUUUGUUGGUUGUACACUACUGAAAUUGAAUAGAAAAAUAUAUUAAUUAAUUAGUUUAGUUUACUUACUAUAAAUCUGUUAUAAAAAUACUUACAUUUAUCCUUUUUAUAAUUAUUUUAAUUAAUAUCUCGAGUUAUCACACGCACGCGUUAUCAAGAAAGAAAUGGUCAAAAUAAUUCCACGCAUCGAGGGGUA
Chironomus riparius is the source of this 4070-nucleotide messenger RNA. The record is from the annotation of a GenBank genome assembly. NCBI's taxonomy places the organism in Eukaryota, Metazoa, Arthropoda, Insecta, Diptera, Chironomidae.